UGGAGUUGUUAUUCAUUUGUUUUCGAAGAGUAUUGCACCAAACCAACGAAGGUUGCAUCACAGAUUAUGUGUAAAUAGUUGAAGUUCAGUAUCAGAGUUUCACUAGAUUACGGUGAAAUCAUCUGAUAAGUCCAGAGCCCCAAAGUAUGGCUACCGCGACGGGGAUAGCCGACUCAGCUCAGUGGAUGUGCGUUAACGAAGAAUCGUUGUUUCUGCACGACGGAUUAAUUCGCGUCACCGAUCUAGUCCAACUUCCUCGAGAUGUCUCCACCUCGAGCGAAACGGACAGAGAAAAUGAAGUGGUUUCCUUCGAUACCAAGGACCCUGCAGAGCUUACGGACAGACUCCUGUCCGUUUGCGGGACGAAUAACAACGCCUAUGCCUACUCCAGACUUCUUGAGUACAGGCUGAACGCUUUGAAGGGGCUUUGGAACGCCCACCGGCAAAUCAACAGCAACAUGGAGCAGAUAGAAAAAGAAGCCUCAAGCCACGAAGAGUCUAUCUCCUUGCUCAAGAAGCAGGGAUUAUGGCAGCAGCCGGAGCAGGUGUCGUUUUCCAGUCGCGUAGGUCUCCUUCUUGUUUUCCCCUUGUUGAAAUCGCAGAAGAAACAGGACCCCGAACUCUGCGGAGAGACGGCCAAACUGCUGUUGAAUUGCCUUCGUGAUUGCCCGCCCCUCAGUCUAACUAAAGAGCCGGGAGAUUGCCUGGAAGGAUUGGAGAGCUUGUUGUGUUCUUGGCUGACCGAGGGCAGCAGAUUGUUGGAUUCCGAGGUUGACGAUGAGACGAACCAGGAAAUGAGAUCACAGCAGCAGAAUCUGGCAGCUGCUCUUGUGGCGUUAGCUUGUGCAAGGGGUUCAACGUCAACUAUAAUUCACACCAUCCACCUCUUGCAAAGACACCAAGGUAACUUGGGCUCUCUGCCAGUCGCUGACAUCCUGCACAAGUUGCUGAGGUUGGAGGGAGGGCCAGGCUGUACAUCGUCGCUCCUCGGCAGUAAGCACAUGGUGUGCUGGGGAUUUGAGGAUCUGCUUAGCGACGGGGGGAAGAAUGGUGACGAGAAAGAAAAAGAGAAAGAUACUACAGAUAUAGGAAGGAGUCUUGCUUGUGACGGCCGAUUCCUAUACACUACUAGUUCACAUGGCAAGGGAUUGGCCAAAUUUGGCUCUGGACUUGGUGGCACUUUGAGGGGCUUCAUUUAUGCCAAGCGUCAAGAUCUCGGCCAGGGCUGGGUCGCUCAUGGAGAAGACUGCCUGAUUCACAGAGCAUUAGACACUGACGGGCAUCCUGAUCAGCUGUGUACCCUACUUGAUCAACGAACCCUCAAGACGGAAUCUCAUGUUGAGGUGCCGCCAAGUCUUCGUCUAACGACCAACCGUGUGACCAUAGCACUCCAGUCUGACGGUACCCACUUCUACUGGAUAUGGUGCAUUGUGGGAGCCGACAAGAGUGGAAAGGGACAGCCAGUCUGCAUGGACGUUUUUAAACUGCAGGAGGAGGAUGGUACCAUCCAUGCCCAGCCCAUCGGGUCUCGCAUCAUUCUGUCCCGGAAGGACGAAUCACUUAAAGUCGUUGGUGACCCUCUGCUGACCAGACUACGUACCUACAGGUACAGCACUGCAGCUACUCUGGCCAUGCUGACUGGUCAGACCAACACCAAUGGCUCAACUAAAGAAGACACAUCGACCACAAGCUGUGGUCUCACCCUGAAGCUUCUACGCAAGACACCGAUCUUCACUUGCGGCAACAGCGUCGUGAUGCUAACUGCGCCCCCUGGAGGCAACAACAACUCAUCCUCGCGAUCCAUCUUUAACGCAGGCUCAGCCCUAGGUACAAAUCUUUGCUUCAGCGCUAAAGAUGGAGGCUUCACCACCCGAGUGGAUUUUGUGGAUGCACCGACCUGCUCCGUUGCCAGGGGAUCUCCCAUUGUGGGACUAGGAGUGUGUUUUGACGCAACCAACAACUUCAUCUGGACGUGUUCUAGUGACUGGGUGGACCAGUGGCAUAACCCAGGCUUGAGGGCGCCACAUCAUGUUGGUGCGCAGAUGGGAAUGGAACCAGCGCUGGAACCUGUGCCUGAUGAUUCCAUGAUCUUGAUUCCCGGUAUCGUCAAGAUGCUCCUGCAUCACGUCGGUAGCAACUGCUGCCACCGUAUCCACAGCGACAUCCUGCAGUCCUCCCUGGGCCAGAUGCUGAUGAGACAACGCACCCUGGAUGUGGUCCAUCUCAGGAGGGUUUGUGACAUCCUUGAGAAGGCACUGAAGGAGGAGGACCAACCGGCUGCCCAGUGCAUGUUCAUCGUACUACAGGUGCUGUUCAAGUGUCAUACAUUUCGGUCGUCUAAGAAAGAGGACAUUGAUUGUCUGCAUCAUGCAGGAGCCCUUGCGUGGCAGGUUCUGGUCGAAUCUAAGGGAACCGUGCAGCUUGAAGGACUGCAGAGAGAGGCAUGCAACACUAUCAUAGCUGGACUGACCGUCCUGUACCGCACCAACGAGGAGCAGAACUCCCUGAUGCAUCGUCUGCUGCUUGAAGGGGAGGCUAACCCAGCCCUCGGAAGGCUACGUGACCUCAUUCUAGGGGUCAUAGGUCAACUACUGCGACUGGAAGGGGACGAGAAAGAUCUCUCUGGGAGAUUAAAAGAUGAGCUGGUUCACUUGAUCCUGAAGAUCUCUGUGAAAGAGGCCUGUGUGUUGCUACGUCGAUGCCAGCAGGACACCAGUGAGGAAUUUGAAGACAUCAUAUCCACAGUGCCAGUCGCCUCUCCUUGCCUGCAAUACAUGAUGGCCCUACAGAUCAACCUCCUUCGUGACGGAGCCCUAUGCAACUCCAAGCCUGAGGAGAGUUCCCCCCUACUGAUGGCCGAGGAACAGCCCAACCUAGAGGAGCUUCAGCACUCCAUACUCAACCUUGCCUCAAAGGUGUUCACCGGAUGUGAAGAGGUUUUAGAAACUCUCAUCCAGUCCUGCCAGUCCAUCUCAAACUCAGACCUGAGCGACCGUGACUCACGUCUACAGGGUCUUGAGCGAGUCAUCAAGGGGACUAUGCUGGGACAUCUCAUGCCGAUACUCAUCACGGCACUGACUCAUGAGAACCUUCAGAGUUUGACUCUCGCUGACUCACUCAUACCUCAAGUAGUUCAGCUGGUUAUCCUCACUAGUCAGGCCUCUCAGAUGUUGGUGAAAUGUCAUCAGCAGGACGCCCUCGACAACGAUGAAAUCUUGAGUCCGGGACCAGAUGCUACCAUGACCAUACGUACCCCAGACCCUCACGAUCUCGGCUUCCUAGCGAGUCUUAAGAUCCCAGCUCCGUGGGCGACGGGCAAGACGGUAGAGUGCAUCCAUCCCGUUAGAGAUAACUACAAGUUCAGGGAGACAGUGCACAUACCGGGAGCACGGUGCCUUUACCUGAGGUUUGACCCUCGAUGUGCUACGCAGUAUGACUACGAUAAGGUGAUUGUCUACGCCGGUCCUAAUUCCAGUUCCAGGAAGGUGUCAGAGUACGGAGGGAACACAUAUGGGUUUGGAAGCAGGAGUGUGUUGGGAUCUGGAUGGCCCAAGGAUCUCGUCAAGGUGGAGGGUAACACAGUAACAUUCACUUUUGAGAUGAGAAGCGGCAGAGAACAUAACACCCCGGAUAAAGCCAUGUGGGGAUUUGCCUGCACCGUCAGAGCCCAGGAGUCUACUGAGGAUGCAUCACGAGGCAUGCCAUUCCUAGCAGACUUGGCACUAGGCCUUUCGGUCCUUGCCUGUACCAUGUUGAUGAAGCUAUACAAGGGACCGGAGAAGAGUCAGGAGGAAGAACAGAGUGAGCACUUGCUCAAGUCUAAACUCCUUCAGAGAUGUGUGUGGCAUCCCCAAGCCAUGAGGACCACCCAGAGGCCGGCUGUGGUCCCAGAGAUGAGAGCUGCUGAGACUGCCGGUCACUCUCCGCAGAAGGAGAGUCAAAUCCUGCCCCGCAUCAAACUCUCGGCCGAUAUCAUGCAGAGAUUACAAGCCCUGUCUGGUAGAAUGGCUCCCCAUCUAAGACCGAGUAUUGGUGAGGUGAUUCAGCCAGCAGCCUUACAAGAAGCCAUCGUAUCGGCAGCCUUGAAGCAUCUUGGACUAGAACACGCCGUCUUGCUCCUGGGUGACGGCAGCACCUCUGAGCAGCAGAGGAGUAGCUAUGACCUCCUAUGCCAGGUCAUGAACGGGGUCUAUAGGAGGAUCUAUGCAAUACAGAGGCAGCUACAGCUUUUGGCGGAGUUAGAGCAGAAGUGGAACCAUGAUUUGGAUGAGAUGAGAGGAGGGUCGUUGCAAUCGACCUCAGCUUUCUUUGCGAUGUAUCAUCAACAAGAGAACAAAAUGCGAGAGUUGGAGCUCUUGGCCUACCUCAAAGACAUCGACUUUGAAUCUGCCGAUCAAGAAGAUGCAGUUAAGCUCCUCAGAGAAAAACUUGAGCAAGAAGCAAGCAUGACCCCUAAGGAUGGCCCCAAGGAGACAAUGCCCAAGACCAGGUCCUUGGUGAUGGCCAUCUUGGAGAGGGUUGAGCUACUUCUACAUGUUACCAUAGCAACAGAAAGUCUCCAAUCACAUCCGAGCAGCUUAUCCCGCAGCGUGUCGCAGCAUCCCAGCAAUGAACCCAGAGGUCUAGUGUUUGUCGAUCAGUCAGUUGCCCCUCCAAGCCCACCAUUCACUCGCAGUGUAUCUCUACCUAUGGAGCUAGAAGGAGGCAAGGAACUAGGCAAGGAUUCGGCUAAGAGCAGCAGAUCAAGAUGGCAAUCUAGAAGGAAAGGGCCAUUGUCUCUGCUUCAGGAGCUAGCUCAGAGCGACAUUAAACAGACAGACAAACGAGCUCAUGCCAUCCUACUGGAUGAAUUCUUUUCAUUUAUCGGCACCAACCCGGAACAAGCUGUGUCUCUGGAGAGCUUCCUAUCAGCAGCCAGAGUGCGUUGGCGACGAGGAAACACACGCAAGCAAGCCCUCGUACACAUCAAGCAACUACUGCUCGCUGCGAGCAAAGUGGGCGGAGCCAUGCAUCUACUCGCUGCUGUCACGGCUGUCAUUCAAAAUGGACCCAGAGUCGAUGAGCUGGCCUGUGGAGGUAUGGUGGAUGAAGUUCAACAAACUUUCUCUGAAACGAUGACCUCUGUGGUGACCUUAGCUGGUGCCCACCCCGUGGCGUGUGCAAACAGCAUAGGGCUUCUCUGCACUAUCCCAUACACAAGGAGAGAGGAGCAGUGUCUAGUUGACAGCGGCCUCGUCCAGGUGUUAGAUCAACUCUGCAGUCUAGGAUCAGGGGGUGGUAGCUCUGGUAGUGGUGGAGGAUCGUCUGAAUCACAGACUACUAAACAACGUGUGUCCGCCCUAGCCUGGGCUGGAUUCCAGGUACUUGCCAGUCGCUGCGUAUCCUGGGAGGCAGACGAGACAUCCCAUGAUGCUUUGGGUUACGCCGGCCUGGCCCGUCAGGUGUCCAGCCUACUGACCAAUCAUCUGGCUCGAGCCACUGAGUCUAGCGGGAACGAAGCAGCUGGAAGUGAGGCUCUGCAAGAGGUCUUGAGUUUACUCAACGAACUCUCAAGGAGCCGAAUGGGUAAGGCCAUCCUGAGCCAGCCAGCCUGUGUCUCCAAGCUCCUCUCCCUUCUCCUAGACCAGCGUCCCUCCCCCAAACUAGUCCUCAUCAUCCUGCAGCUGUGCCGGGUUGCCCUCCCCCUCAUGAGCGCAGAGGACUGUGCCAGCGUGCAGCUUCCCUAUUGGGGCCAGGAAGUGUCCACUCUGCUGAGAGGGGCGGACGAGGGGAUGGAGGGUGAAGGAGAGGAACAGUUGAACGAUCCGCCGGCUAAGAUUGCCAGCUUGCUGUUGGCUAAGCUUGGAGAUUACGUUGUACCUGGUUGUCAGACCACCGCAUCUUUGGAAAAUCCAUCCUCAGUCAACGCCGAUGGUAGUCAGGCCACAGCGCCCUCUAAUGGUGACAGAGAUAAAGGGGAGGAGUCCGAAGCACAGGACGGCCGCAUCUCAGUGUUUAUCCACAAGAGAGAGGAUCAGUCUUCUCAUGAGGUCAUUCAGCCUCUUCUGAGUUCUGAUGGCAGACCCUUCAGACUCGGUAGCGGAGUCAACAUGGAGAGAGUGGUACGAAUGGACAGAGAAAUGACAAAGUACGGUAAAGCUGAAGUCUUCACUGAAGACGCCAACGCCGCGAUCCGUAAAGCAGGCAAGUGGGCCCAGGGUGGUCUCGUCGUCAGCACAGGACCCCCUGUGGAGAGUAACGGAGAAUCAGUCAACGAGAACGGCAAAGAGAAGAAGAAGGUAGCCACGGAGGUGGUGUGCAGAGAGAAGAAUGCAGAGCUGGCAAGAACUGAUCCAGUCCGGCCGUUCAUCAGCGGCCAUGUUGCCAACAGCAUGGCGUCGGAGGUCAUCGCACUUCUACACAGCUUACUGACGGCUCCUGAGACGCACACCGCCCUCAUCUGGGCAUCCGCUGUGGAACGAGUGCUGUCCCAUGCUCUGACCCUGGUCUCCCAACUGACCUCCCAGCAAGCCACCCAUCUCUCUCUGCUGAACGCUCAGUCCCAGGGAGAGGCCGUUACUAGACUCAUGUCCAUAUGUCGUCAAGUGGUGGCAGCAUUUUGCGCUCUUGGAGGCUUCAAGGAGAGUGUGAAGGUCGGAUCCAAAGUGCAGGUCACAGGUGAAGGGUCGCGACCCCUCUUGGGUCAUGUGAUCAGCAUAUCAGAGCCCCAGUCCGUAGCUACAGUGGAGUUUAACAUCACUAAGGAGAUGUGCAUCCCGCGUGCUAAUAACACGCUGGAGGUCCCGCUGUCUAGGCUUCAACCACCAAGCAGCCAGACCAUACCUCUCCAGCAGCUCUCCAUGACAGAGCGUGUGGUGUCUGCUCUACACAGCCUCUUGCUACCCAGGAACGAACGAGGAAUGUCCCCCCUCACCGCGACCUUACCCGCCGUGGGUGACGGAAGCUGCCUGGCUAUGGCAUCGUGUAGAGUCCUGGCCGAGAUCAGAUCUAGAGCAUGUGCCGUGUUAUCUCUACACAUGAGGGAGCCCUCAUUUGCCACUGAGUUUGUCAAGCAGUCUUCUCUACCUGUUGAGGUGCUCAAGUCGUUGGCUCAACAGUGUAGCUCAGGGGAGAGAGUAUCAGUAGUAGAGGCCCAAUGCCAGCGUCUUCGCAUGCUGUACAGAGACUGUGCUCGACCACCACCACCACCAGCAAAGAACUUGUCCCGCAUGUCUCAAGAUAUCGGUUGGAACCCGAGCCGUAGUUUCCCCCCGCCCCGUGCCUGCCUCUUCUCCCACAACCAGACGGCCGUAACCUUCCUAGGAGAUAACAACGCCGGGAGUGGUUUGCCGAGGGGGGUCAUGUGUUACGCCACCCAGCCUGUUCCACACCAAGCACCGUCCUUUUACUGGGAGCUGGAAAUCUGUUCCAAUGGUGACUUGGCUGAUGAGGCAGGACCCUCCGUGUCAUUUGGGUUUGCACCCAGCGCCGAGAAGAAAGAAGGGGCCUGGACGAAUCCUGUGGGCACUGUGCUCUUCCACAACAGCGGCCGAGGUGUGCACUACAGCGGUGCCAGCCUGCUACAAUGGAAGAGCCUAAGACUAGACGUAACUCUAAACGUUGGAGACGUGGCCGGCAUCGGCUGGGAACGCGAUGGGGAAGGAGGUAGCCACGCCCACGGUCAGCAGGCUAAAGGGCGUGUGUUCUUGACGUACAAUGGGCGGAGAUUGUCGGCUACGCUGGACGGAGUGGCUGGAGGGAUGUGGCCAGUUGUUCAUGUGCAGAAAAAGAACACGCGUGUUCGUGCCAACUUCGGUGCGCGUCCCUUCUGCCACGCGGAAGGUCGUCAGCACCACGAUGCCGCUGUCGAAGCCAUCGACCCGAAGGAAGAGAUCGCAGCCAACUUCAGCAUCCUGCCGUUCCACACGUUGGAAGAAGCCACCAAUGAGGGCGCGAGUAUUGAAGUACCUCAGAUGGAGGCUGUGGGUGACUCGUCACCGGCUGGGCCACCUUGUCGACAAGUUUCAUCUCCCAGACCAUCAACAGAUUAUGACACGGAUGAAUCGGUCAACUACAAGCUCCGACAGAGUUACAAUAACUUCACGACUAUGGGGGCAGACGUCCGGAUCUUGAGCGGCUCCCAAGACGAGACCAAAGACGAUGAGGAGGACGGGGACCAAGAGACCCAGGAGGACUUCCACGCCCUCCUGGUCAAGGCCUGGGAGAGCAAAGUGUUCCCCGUCAUCAGGAGACGGUUCAGGAAUGAGGCGGAGAGACGGUCAGGGUUGGAGCAGAUCAAGGGAGCUCUGCAGCUGGGUAUGACCGACAUCGCCAGGCAAACCGUGGAGUUCCUGUAUGAGGAGAACGGGGGUAUGCCCCGUGAUCUCCACCUUCCCACCAUUGAAGACAUCAAAACCGAAGCAGCGAAAUUCACCAUCGAUAAGGUCCGCAAGGGAACCACAGUCGUCAUCCACCAGCCAGAUACGACGGGGUCGGCCGGGAGCACCGUGGUACCCAAGUUUGCUGUACGUGCCAUGCUGAAGACAUUUGGACUGACCGGGAUGGUUUUGGAUAUCGACUCGAGACAGGAAUUAGUGCAAGUUGAAACCUACCUACGCAGUGAAGGGGUCCUGGUACGCUACUGGUACCCAUUGGAUAUGCUGGAGAGACCACACGCAGGGUACCGGCGGGGUGCGCUGACGGGGCUCGGGGCGUUGGAUAUAACAAACAUCAAUAUUCACAGAGAGCUGCUUCAUGCGGAGGCCACGUCGGCGCGCAUGUCCUGCCGUACAGCCCUGAUGGAAUUCCUAGGUCACUGCCAGAGUCCAGAGGUCAUUGAGGUCAUCCCGUGCUCUUUGACCUCGGGUCAAGCUUCGGCCAAUCCUGAGCAGGAUAUCUCUCAUCUGCAGCUUUUGUCCAAUCAGCUUUUAGAAUCUCCUCAACCCGAUGGCGCCUUACAGGCUUCCUCAUUGCUCACUGCUCAGUGGCUGCACCAGUGUCUAGCAAGCAACACUCGCUGUCUGGCCGAUAUCUUCUACCAAGACACGCAAACCUUGAGGAGGGAGCUGUUUAUCGCCAUGGCAACUGCUGCGCACAUGGGCGAGGGCAGGCUGUUGGAGCUGACCAAUCAGCUGUGUGGAGUUCUUCAGAGUGCACCGCAUCAUUUCCCUUGUGAGGUUACCACAGUCAUGGAGUCCAAGUUGAACACGGAUCUCCUGUUCCCUGGUGCUUCUGCAGUCAUCGUCAGCUGCCAGCAAGAUCCAAAGACUGCCAGGAAAGAGGCCUCACUGUACCAGGCACCAUGGGCAAGGGUUUUCUGCUACGGCAUUGGCCAUCGAGUCAAGAAAACCGGACAGACUGCCCUGCUUGAGGUUGUCAGCUACCCCGCAGAUGCUGCCAUCAACAGCUCUGCAGGCCUCUCUGCCCCUCCAAGCCACAACAUCGACCCCUUCCCAACGGUGGUACUUCCGUGCAAUCGCGUCCACGUCAGAUUUGGUGUGUCGCCGGUGCCCGGUUGCAUGGUGUCUCUGCACGGGCUGCCUUCGGAGUUCCCUCUCGCCAUGGCUUUCAUCGAGACCCUGAUGGGAUGUGAACACCAGAUCGGAAGCCAGAAGAUCGAAGGCAUGGAGGAGAUUGUUAUCGACAGGGUCAAGGAGAUCCCGCCUGAGCGGCAGGAGAUUCUGAAGGAGAAGCCUGUUCAGAUACCACCUCGGGUCACCGCCAGGGCGGUAGAGCUCCUGGUACAUUACCUCAUGAUGGCAAAAGUGCCGUCCCUGAUCAAGGAGUACCUGUUCCACAUGCUGGCACAACUGCUGAGAAUGCUCUACAAGAGAGAGUUUUCUGGCGAUAGUGUUGUUGCAGCUGCUUCGACAGCUCUCCCAUUUGCUGUUAUCACUCAGCUGCGGCAACUCAGAGUAGAACUGAGGAAGCUCUUUGAGCAUGAAUCCAUGUCAGGGACUCUCACUUCUAUCACGCCAGGCCGCCAAUCAAAGUACUUCCAGUCCUUGAUGGAGCUGUGUCUCGCUCUUGCCGAGGUGACCUCCCCUCCAGGAUCAGGAGGUCAACUCGUAUCGUCGCCACACUCUACCCUCUCAGUGCAACUCAGCCCCCAGGCAGCCGCCAAGCGGAAAAAGGUUAAAAUCAGGAGAACAGGUGCUUCAGUCAAGCGCAGCCCUCGCCCGAGUGAGAGCGAUAGCGGGGAGACGUCAGCAUCAGGGAGCUCCAAGCCAGAAGAGAUGCUGUGGUUCCACAGAACCUUGACUGUCUCUCUUAUCCUGCGGUACCUCAUAGAUGGCGAUUCAAAGGGGUCGACAGUCAUCCGUGAUGCCAUUCUAGAUGCACACCAGACUAACUCUGCUCCGUCCACUCACACACGCCUGCUGGUGAUCACAGGUAUUCCUAUGACUCUGGAGGAACCAGCCGUUCGUAGAGCCAUUGAGAGAGCAUGCAGGUCUCACGGUGGACUCUACAAACAGGAACUAUGGAUUCCUGUACAAGAGAUUAGACCUCUAGAUGGCCGUGAGGAGUCUGAUGUGACCACAAAAACACCAGUUAACUUGCCUGGUUCACUCCAUGGAGCCUCUGUUGAGACCCCAGGACCUUCUCCUUCAACUGACCCUAAUAUGGACCCAACUCCAAGCCUGGCCAGCCAACCGCAGCCAAGUCCUGAACAACAUGAAGGUCGUCUUACACCCCCUCCUGAAAGUGAAAUCACCUCUGAACAAACAGCACAUAAAGCAGACACUGAUCAGCCAGAGGAAGCCAAGAGGUGCGUUAAGGGGUGUGCUGUCCUGGAGGUACGUUGCAAAGCCAAAAUGGACAGCAUAGAAAAUGCCCUACUCACCAGCAAGGAGGUGACCGAAGCUAUGCAAGUGGAGAGUGCUGCCAUCUUGGAUGUCUCCCCCGAGGAUUUCCUCACCAUUUCUGUCAUCAGUUCCAGUUUGCAAACGGAACUCACCGACAACAGCGAAUUCCUAGAGUAUCUCAAGUACAAACUCUUCAACGAGAAAUCCCCAACGAUCUUGAAAACUUUGGCCGUGCAAUCCUUGGAGCAGAUCUUCUACAGUUGCCUGGCGGCAGAGCAGGGGUUCAAGCUCCUCUCAGAGCUGGACGAGAAAGAAACAGAGACCGUCGAGGUGACCCUGUCCAAGGAGCAGAUGCUGAGUCUGGCACCUGGGAACCUCCUUGUGCCAUUCUUUGGGGGGGUGAAGGGUUCCAAACAUACCACCCAGGAGGAAGUGUGUCUAGUUUUGGAGAAGUAUGGCGUGAACAGAUUAAGCAGUAGUCGACCAAAGAAACCAAGCAGUAAGCCAAGCAAGGAGCAGAUGCGAGGUGUUUACCGCAGAGGGAGCAAAACGAGCAAGGAGAAACUGACUACAGCUGAAGUGUCGUCCAAAGCAAAGUCACCGAGCGGAGCAGACAAGAAGACCAAACGACCGGAGAAGGUGUCUCGUGACAUCCCCGAGAAACGUCACCUGGACGAUGGCAGAGCCAAGCUGGAGGUGUGUCAAGAGAGGGCGCUAACCCUCAACGGGUUCCUUCAGUUUGUGACAGAUCGAGCCCAAGGAGAUGCCACCCCUGUGUGGAGAGCUCUGAUGGCCUGUGGUUUUGAUCUACAUUUUGACAGAUUUGCAAGUUUCAACCACACCGACACCCCGUCCUACUUCAAGCACUGGACCCACGAAAUGGAUACUGCCCUCGUGUGUUACGUCGAUCGUCUUUGUCGCAAGAUGUCCAUCACACCAGCCAGGCUUAACCCCCAUGAGGUGUACCUGACUGAAGGUGACCUGGUCAGCCCUAAAUUUGCCUCUUUGCAAGGUGUUCCUCUGGAGAUCCUCCGUCUCCGCUUCGCCCUUCUCCAGUCGCUAAGCAACAACCUAGAGUCCUACUUCCUGCCUUUGGUUGACCUCCGACCCUCGCAGACGCUGUCCCUGAGCACAGCAGCCUUGCUGGCCAGAGCGAGGACGCUGUUGUUCUACGACACCAAGAUUAAGUUCUUCAACGCCAUCUUGGAUGCUACUGCCCAGAGGAAUCUAGACCAGGCGGCACCGGAGAUCACCCUGGAUCCUCUGGAGAUUGUUGGAGCGGAUGCUCAGGAUUGUAUAUCCACCCAGUUCUGCCAAGCGGCCCGUCAACUCUCAACCGUUCCAUCGUCGAAGCUGUGUGUUAAGAUUGCAAGCGGUGGAGACCCAACGUACGCUUUCAAUGUCAGACUAACUGGGGAAGAGGUCCAUGGAACAAGCGGUUCUUUCAGACACUUCCUGGGUCAGGUCACCAGGGAGCUUCAGAGCUCAGUGCUUGGUCUCCUGGUGUUGUGUCCGAGCGCUGGAUCCGGCCGCAAUAAAGGAAGAUUCUUAAUGAAGCCGGGACCAAUCACAUUCCCCGAGGAGAAACUCCUAGAAUUCUUCGGACAGCUCCUUGGUGUGGCUUUAAGAGCAGACAUCCCCCUAGCCCUGGACCUUCUCUCGUCAUUUUGGAAGUGUCUCGUAGGAGUAGCUCUAGACCCUGACCGAGAUCUUGAAGAAGCUGACUGCAUCACGUACGACUACAUCAAGAAACUAACCGAGGUCCAGAGUGAAUCCGAGUUUGACACACUCUGUGCCGAAGUCUCCUCCCAUCAUGCAUCUGAGCUUGAGUCACCCGACACUGACCCGUCAGCUGCCUCUGCAUUUGUCCCUCGUCUGGGCCAGACGUCUCACAACCUCAUGUUUGUCUAUAAUAGCUUGAGUGGGGAAGAGGUUGAACUGUGCCAUGAGGGUAGAGCUCGUAAAGUCAGUUGGAAGAACCGACAGCAGUACAUCUCAGCUAUCAGGGAUCUACGACUGCGUGAGUUGGCGUGCCCAGAGCGUAUGUUGGCAGUCCGCUGUGGUCUGGCGUCAGUCGUUCCGAUCCAGCUUCUCUGUAUCAUGACACCCUACGAUAUUGAGCUCAGGAUGUGUGGCCUGCCAACGGUUGAUCUAGAUUUCUUAAAGGCUCACACCAUGUACCAAGUCGGCCUGGUAGAGACGGACACACACAUCCAGUACUUCUGGAAUGCCUUGGAGAGCUUCUCCCAGGAUGAGAUCUGCCGCUUCAUCAAGUUUGCUUGUAACCAGGAACGCAUCCCUUGCACCUGCCCAUGCCGAGAUGGGGAGGCUGAUACCACUCAUGUACCCCCGUACCCAAUGAAGAUUGCACCACCAGAUGGUACAUCAGGAUCACCGGAUACUCGUUUCAUCCGUGUAGAGACCUGCAUGUUCAUGGUGAAGCUACCACAGUACACAAGCCAGGAUAUUAUGACUAAGAGAUUACUGUAUGCCAUCAACUGCAGAGAGGACCCACUCAGUGGGUAAAGUAGUACCCAGUCACCCUUUGGAGAACACAUUGGAGUCACCCAUAGGAGAACACAAGGGGUGUGCUGUCUGCAGAGAGGACCCACUCAGUGGGUAGAGUAGUACCCAGUCACCCAUUGGAGAACACAAUGGAGUCACCCAUAGGGGUCGCCCAUAGGGGUCAUCCAUAGGAGAACACAACGGGUUUGCUGUCUGCAGAGAGGACCCACUCAGUGGGUAAAGUAGUACCCCAGUCACCAAUUGGAGAACACAUUGGAGUCACCCAUAGGAGUCACCCAUAGGAGAACACAAGGGGUGUGCUGUCUGCAGAGAGGACCCACUCAGUGGGUAGAGUAGUACCCAGUCACCCUUUGGAGAACACAUUGGAGUCGCCCAUAGGGGUCGCCCAUAGGAGAACACAACGGGUUUGCUGUCUGCAGAGAGGACCCACUCAGUGGGUAAAGUAGUACCCAGUCACCCUUUGGAGAACACAUAGGAGUCGCCCAUAGGAGUCGCCCAUAGGGGUCGCCCAUAGGAGAACACAAAAGAAAAGACCCCAGAACCAGGUGUGAAGUUUUCUUAUUUUUAGGGCUUAGUUGAAAUAGUGAAGACGGUGUGAUUUUAAAAUGACUUAAGAGUGAGUAUAAUUCUGGGGAGGUUGCCACCGGGUAAGAGGAUAUUGUGCGGUGAUCCAAUAGGAUUUGAUGUGAAAAUGGGUGAAAGAUGCACAUUAAGUUUGAUGUAGGAAUGCAAUUAUUUAAACAAGUUUUCCCUUUCAGGCCAAAGUAUCCUCACAUCUGCUUUGCUAUUAGCGAGGAACUUUGCCGUUGUAUUUUAGUGUAAAUUUCAUUUCUUCAUCUCAGAGUUUGACGAGAAGUCUUUCCACUCGUCAAAAAAAAUAAACUUUAAAAGAUUCGUAAAGUCCACCCCUCUGCCGUGACUUUUGACUUACAAAUUAUCCUUAACUAAAGAGAGAAUUAAAAUUUAAUAUGAUUUCCUUUGCAUGAAUCAAAGAUUUUUUUUUUUUAGGGGGAAUAAAGAUGGUGUUUUUAGCACGAUCCGCAGCACUGCUGGAGAUCCUUUGCAAUUUUUUAUGAUAUUAUAUUUAUUGUAUUUAUUAUUUGUAUAACAGUCUUGGUGAUUAUGUAAUUAUAGGAGAGUUCAAGAGACCUUAUUUGAGUGUUAUAUCACUUGUACAGUAUGGCAUGAUGACACAGCAAUGUUUUUUUUCGAAAUGCGGAAAAUCUUCACUAGCAUUAUUGAUUGAGUGUAAAUAGUGCGAUUUAUCAGCGUUGUAGCUUCAAACUUCCUGAAGGGAAACAAGUGUUUAUCGCUAAUUGUGAACUGGCAGUUUCUUUUUGUGGUACUGCCUCAAUAUACCCCACACAAGAACCUGACUAUUCAUGGGCUCUGUCACCUUUGACCCUGUCCACAUUGCAGCAUAGUCUGGGGCCAUGUGGUGGAUUGUUAAUAAAAUGGAUGCCACGCACUGCAUGUUUUGACAAGCCCACAGGGUUGCUUGUGUUAGCUAAAAACUUUACUAGUUGCGUCAAGUUGUCAACAGCUUUUAGUCCAAGUUGUCAACAACUGGUCAUAGGGCCAAUAACAUCCCUUUAAUGUCAUUAUAGUUUUUAUGCAUAAAAUUACCUUUAAAACCUUUAAACAAGUUUGUGCACAGCCAUCAUGGGUGUUCCCCGCAAACAUGUGCAAUCACAGAAAUGCUGAAAGCAAAUUAUAUAGUGUAUCUACUUGCUGAAAAUCUACUCCGCACCAGUAGAAUAUAAAGCAAGACAAGCUCUCAAAAGGACAUUGCUACCUGGCCAGUAGAUACACACAUGGUGUUACUGCAAACCAAAUAUUUAUAAAUUAUUCUUAAUAGUAAAAGUAAAAGUAAGCGUAAGAUUAUAAAAGACCUUGCAUGCCUGAUUAAAUCUCAAGACGCUGUACAAAUUAAAAUGGCAGCUGAAGAAAAUGAAAACAUAACCAGCAUUAAAGAGGGCAUUGAAUGUGCAUUUAAAGGAUCAAUCAAAACCUAAAGUUCGUUUAGACCAAAGAUCAUAGAUCUUAUAGUUUAAAAAAAAAAGAUCAUUCGGUUACGAGGCAAGUUAGUGUACAAAUUAUUUACAGUUUGGCUGGUUUGACGUACGCUCAGCAGGAAUACUUGCUAAGUGUACAUGUUUCCUUGAUAACAACAGUUUGAACAAGAACAUAAAAAAAACUGAUCUUCUUUUGUAAGCAAUGAAAGGAAGAACAUGUAUUUUGUACAAUUAAGUUCAGUAUUUUAGAAUUCAUUUUAUGAUAACAUUAUUUAAAUUAAUGCAGAAAAUUUUACAGAUCUGAAGUGUUAGCUUUUGGUUUUGUUGCACGUUGUUGCAACAUUGAUCCCAACACACACUGCAAGGGUGUGGCCUAGGGGCCUGUUUGAAAACCUGUCCUUUGGGCUUCAGUUCCGGCUUGGCCUCAGUCCGUGUCUGGCCACAGGUUUCAAAGUUUCAUAGUUUAGACGAGGAUAGAGGGGCCAGCUAAAACAACCCCCUAAUACCAAAACUGUCAUGUAGGAUUGAUGGUUUUCAAGUUUGGCUCAAAAAGCAAACACCAUCUUUUACAAAUCACUGACCGAGUGUAAAUCUUAAAACUAAAACAGAACAUUUCCAGUCCCAAAUAAAGUCAGAAACUUGUGAGAGCGAAACCUGCAACACUCGAACAUGGAAAAUCAAUGGCGCUAGUCCUACUUUGUGUACAGUCACCCCACCACCAACUCCAAAAGCAAUUAAAAUGUGUAUUGAAUAUCGCUCAAGAUUGGUAAGCCCAAAGUUAUGUUUGGGUUUGAGUAUCAGAUUAGUCAUUCUCACUUCAAUGUUUCCAAGUAAGUAGGAUUUAUUAUAGUGUUUAUUAGUAGCCAACAAUGCCAUGUUUGAUUAUUGCACUUCAUAAUUUAUCAUAAGUUCAGUUAACAGUUAACUCCUUGAUGUUUGAGAUGCCCAUUUAAGAUGCAAUCCCCCUUAAGAUUUUAGCGACACUUUGUAAGUUUUAAGAUGUUUGACCUAUGACCUACGACCCAGCCACUGGUGUAACCAUUCAAAGCUUUGUUUCUAAUUAAUAAUGACGAAUGCAUGAGUAGUUGGAACAGACUUUGGAUCCCACACAAAGUCCUAACGAUUUCCACCGAAUGAAAACAAACUCUUGUGUAUAGUAAGUAUUAACACCUGUAUAAUUUGUAAAUAUAAUUCUAAAACCUGUUGGAUAUAAAUCUCAAAGUUUGGCUGAAUAUUAUAACUCCAGUGUAAACGAAGUUAUGCAGAACAAUGAAGGAGUAUGAGCAUUUGGUAUACGCCUCUCUUAACAUUCCUGCAUGAAGUCACAAUUCCAACCCAAAACGAGGCCAUCAGCGCACAUCACGCCACCACCAGUACCAGUCACUCGAUCCUAGCUGCAGUGGCUGCACUGAUGGCCUCAUUUUUGGUUUUAGAAUGGUGACGUCAUGCAUGAGUAUUAUAAGAGGCAUAUUGGUGAGAGACCGAGUUUACUAUAGAGCAACAUUUUGUGGAGAGCAAGUCACUAAUAGUGAAGACCACACAGCAUGUUAAGCUGGUAACAUAUUUCUGCUAAGCAGAAUUUUUAUUCGCUACGCAAGUUUGUAUGAUUACCAAAUUAUUUAAUUCCAUUCAUCGAAACGUAAAGUGAACCACAGUUUGCAUGCCGUAAUCAUGAUUUUUAAUUUUUCUUUUGUGGUUAAAUUUAAAGGAGGGUGUGAUUUGUUGUAAAUGGCAAUUUAACUGGUUGGCCAAUAACACUCAGCGUGGUUUGUGGAAUAUUUAGAGAA
Molecule: messenger RNA, 17112 nt
Organism: Asterias rubens (European starfish)
Lineage: Eukaryota; Metazoa; Echinodermata; Asteroidea; Forcipulatida; Asteriidae
Product: probable E3 ubiquitin-protein ligase HECTD4
Molecular function (GO): ubiquitin-protein transferase activity
Source: RefSeq, a predicted model, not a curated record